Spirodela intermedia is the source of this 2290-nucleotide messenger RNA. Lineage: Eukaryota; Viridiplantae; Streptophyta; Magnoliopsida; Alismatales; Araceae. The record is from the annotation of a GenBank genome assembly.
AUGAGCUUCGACGGUUCAAUGACGGUGUGUGUGACCGGAGCAGGAGGGUUCAUCGGAUCGUGGCUGGUGAAUCUUCUUCUACAGAAGGAUUAUACCGUUCGGGCCACCGUGAGGAACCCAGGUUCUCUCCCUCGGUUCCUUCCUCUAAUGUUUAUAGUCCUUCAAAUGGAAUAACAUUUAUUUCAAAAUAGCCUUCUGGAAACUUAAUAUUAUUCCUUUUUCUAUGACCUUUCCAGUGAAUAUGAAGCGAUACAAAGCUUUUUGUUGUUUUAGUCGGCGUGGUUUGGUAUCUGGGUUAAGGGCAGCUCAAGGAAUUGUUGGAGGGAGACAGAUACAUAUACAAGUUAGAUUGAAAUUGAUGGCAGAUACAUGAGAUAAAUAUAUAUAUAUAUAUAAGAUAUAAUGAUAAACACGGUGGAACUAUGGGGCUGGGAUAAGCACGAUUUAGACGAAUAGCGAUCAAUGUGAAAAGAUACUAGAUUAAUAAGAUUGAGAGGUCUUAGUACAUCAAAAAAUGUGGACAUUCGCGGACAAUUAUUGGAAAUAAUAUUCUAGUUGGAAGAUGUCAAUCGUUGAGUUGUGAAAUAAGGAAAUAAUUUCAACUUUUCAAUGACCUUUCGCGUUUUAUUUAUUCAAUUCUAUCAAGAAGAUAAUUAUUCAAUGUACGAGUUCUGCUCAAUCAUAGGAAUAUCAUUCUUCCUUGACGAAUCAUGAUGUAUGUUUACUUAUUUUUUCCAUUAACUGACGGCUUUGCACAAGAAUAAAUUUUCCAUCGAAUUUUGAUUAUAAUUUAUAAUUUAAUUUUUUUAUUAGCCAGCUCGACAGAAGCGACUCUUGUAUCUCCUUUGAUGGCUGCUUCCUUCUGUGCUCGUUAAUUUCUCUGUGUUUAGAGGACCCGAAGAAUCGCCAUUUGAAGAAAUUACCAGGAGCCGAAGAGAAGCUGACCCUCUGGAGGGCUGACGUCCUUCACAGAGCUGGUCUUGCAGAAGCCAUUAACGGAUGUGACGGCGUCUUCCACACUGCUUCUCCGGUGACCAACGACCAAGUAAAGCACUCUCUCCUUGAACCUUCCAAGUUAGCCAGUUCCACAAUUUCUGAAUUCUUUGCCUAUUUAUCUGCUUAACACUGUGACCAUUAACGGCGGUCGGACCUUGCAUGCAGGAUAAGAUUGUCGUCGCCGUUGAGGGCACCAAGAACGUUCUGAACAUCGCCGCCGAUGCGGCCGUGCGCCGCGUUGUGCUCACAUCCUCCUAUGGCGCUGUACACAUGAACCCCCACCGGAGUCCGGAGGAUACUGUUGAUGAGGGCUGCUGGAGCGACCUGGACUUCUGCAGAAAAACCAAUGUCCGAAUUCAUGGAACUCUCUCUCUCUCUCUCUCUCUCUCUCUCUCUCUCUCUCUCUCUCUCUCUCUCUCUCUCUCUCUCUCUCUCUCUCUCUCUCUCUCUCUCUCGCUACAUAGAUAUUUGCGUACGUGUGUGUGUGUGUGUGUAUGUUCCUUUGAACCUGCUCACUCUCUUUGAUGACGAUGGUAAGCCAGAAUUGGUACUGCUACGCGAAGAUGAUGGCGGAGCAAGCAGCUUGGGAAAUCGCGGAAGAGAGGGGACUGAACCUCAUGGUUGUCGUGCCGCCUGUGACGUUCGGACCGAUGCUGCAGCCAAUGCUCAAUGCCAGUGGCUUGCUUUUGGCCAAGUACCUUAGCGGGAGGAAGAAGGCAUUCCCCAAUGCCGUCCAGGGUUACGUCCACGUGAAGGACAUCGCCGCGGCUCACAUAUUGGUUUACGAGACCCCUUCUGCCGGGGGCCGCUAUCUCUGCAUCGCAGAAGUGCUGCACCGCGCCGACCUGAUGGGCCUGCUCAACGAGAUGUUCCCGCAGUACCCCAUAACCAACAGGUCAACUUGCCUCCGCAGAAGUCUUGGCUUGGCGGUCGAAAUUAUCAGUUCCACUAACUGAGCAUACCUUACUGUGCAAACGUGUGUAAUUAUUAGCAUUUAGAACAAGGAUACGAUUAGAACCUUCGUUUUUUUUUUCUGUUUGACCUGAAUCCUUUAAUAUCUUACCAUUUUCCCCUGUUUUCAUGUCUACUUGCUUUGUUAUGAUACUAAAACUGCGCCUUGAUCUGCUGCAGAUGUGAAGAUGAGCUGAGCCCGAGAGUUAAACCUUACAAGUUCUCCAAUCAACGGGUCAUCGAUCUGGGACUCAAGUUUAUUCCAGUAAAGCAGGCCAUCUACGAAAUGGUCGUGUCUUUGGUGGAAAAUGGCCAUCUUCCCCUCAUACCUUCCAAGAUCUAG